Molecule: messenger RNA, 1476 nt
Organism: Puntigrus tetrazona (Sumatra barb)
Lineage: Eukaryota; Metazoa; Chordata; Actinopteri; Cypriniformes; Cyprinidae
Product: synaptotagmin-7-like
Exons: 8
Coding region: 10-1095 (361 amino acids)
Biological process (GO): calcium-ion regulated exocytosis; vesicle fusion; cellular response to calcium ion
Cellular component (GO): membrane; synapse; axon
Molecular function (GO): SNARE binding; calcium-dependent phospholipid binding; clathrin binding
Source: RefSeq, a predicted model, not a curated record
GAGGGGAAGAUGGUGGUGCUGUCCCUCGCCAUCGGACUGGCCGAACAAGAUGACUUUGCCAACCUUCCGGAUCUACAAGAGGCACCAGCCAACAAAGAAACACCUCCCGCCGACAAAAGAUCCAAUAAACCCGGCAGCAGCCCUAAAGGUCAGACCCCAGACGAGAGCAGCCGCCGGACAGACGCUAACUCCUCCGUCUCAGACCUGGCCAACUCCGUCACCAGUGACAUGCUGAUGCUGUCCCCGGGCUCUGAGGAAGAGGAACACGAAGGACCCGUGUGUGAGAAGCUGGGACGCAUCCAGUUCAGCGUGGGAUACAGUUUUCAGGACUCCACGCUGACGGUGAAAAUCCUGAAGGGCCAGGAUUUACCUGCCAAAGAUUUCUCCGGCACUUCAGAUCCAUUCGUCAAACUCUACCUUCUGCCAGACAAGAAGCACAAACUUGAGACCAAGGUCAAAAGAAAGAAUCUCAACCCUCACUGGAACGAGACCUUCCUAUUCGAAGGGUUCCCCUUUGAGAAGGUGGUCCAGCGCACACUGUACCUGCAAGUGCUAGAUUAUGACCGUUUUAGCAGGAAUGACCCUAUAGGAGAGGUGUCCAUCCCCCUGAACAAGAUCGAUCUGGCCCACAUGCAGACCUUCUGGAAGGAGCUGAAACCCUGCAGCGAUGGCAGUGGGAGUCGAGGAGACCUGCUCGUGUCUCUGUGUUACAAUCCCACUGCCAACACCAUCACUGUGAGCAUCAUCAAGGCACGCAAUCUCAAAGCCAUGGACAUCGGGGGAACAUCCGACCCCUACGUCAAAGUGUGGCUGAUGAACAAAGAUAAGCGAGUGGAGAAGAAGAAGACGGUGGUGAUGAAGAGGUGUUUGAACCCGGUGUUUAAUGAGUCCUUCCCCUUUGACGUGCCCGCUCACGUCCUCAGAGAGACCACCAUCGUCAUCACAGUCAUGGAUAAGGACAGACUGAGCCGCAAUGAUGUCAUAGGCAAGAUCUAUCUCUCGUGGAAGAGCGGCCCAGCGGAGGUGAAGCACUGGAAAGACAUGAUGAGUCACCCGCGCACUGCCGUUGCCCAAUGGCACGCUCUCAAAGCUUGAAGGACCCGCCCACCAAAAUUUGUUUAUGGAGACCCUUCCUUUAUUCACUGCUUUUAUUUUUUUCCCACCAAAAAGAGGCUAAGCACUGCCAUGAAGACCGGGAGAGAACGUAUUGGUUAAACGGACUCGUCUUCCUUGAGAUAAAAAGUUCGACAAGUCGACCGUUCUCUGAAACGGCCGAAAACAAUCUCCCAGACGGACCCUUCUACCGCCAUGUUUGUGUCUCACCUCCCUCGCUGCCGGAGAGAUCCAGAAGGAUCGCAACCACAGUGCAAUACCUAGCUGAAGGAGGGAUGAACUCGUUGUGUGUUGGACUUCGUCACCUCUUGAUGUUUUUCUCAGAAACAAGUGUAGAAAUUCGCUGGAACUCUUCGUCGUCUG